GCAUCGUUCCGUCGCGUUUAUCAAUCAAUACUCGCGCGACUCCCGGAUUCCGAACGUAUUAGUGUAAUACGUAAUAAACAUAUAAACAUUGCAUAGACGCUCUGCGGCCAGUGCUCACUGCUCAGUCUACGGUUCUCGCGGUAAAAGACGUUCCGAGUUUUACGGUCUGUGAGUGACCGUCGUGUGUCGCCUAACUUUUGAGUCUUUCCUCGUCGUUAAAUAUUAAAAUAAAUGUCAUUGUCGCCGUCCACUUAUUGGAAAAUCACAUAAAAUCAUUAUCCGCAUCUGCACUGCUGCUACUACUACUACAAGGACGCAAUGCCAACUCAACAACCUUCUAUUAACUCAACAUUCAAAUUUAUUGAGCGUCGUAAAAAUGAGUGGCGUUGCCUACUCUGUUGUCAUGUCAGAACAGGAACCAUUUUUCUUGGAUUAUGGCAUUUGAUGUUACAAUUACUGGCAAUAAGUACACUUGGAGUGUUUUUGCGACAUCCAGAAUUAUUAAGACCUGUUCGGAUAACAACAAGAAGUUCAAUAGACGUUAAUGAAUUACCUACUGCUUUAGCUGAACGUAAUAUUCCAACUUAUAAUAAUUAUGUUUCUACUGAUGGCUCUUCUGCAUUAUUAAACUAUGAUCAAGAUGAUAUGAUUGAACCUACAAUUGGAAGUACUAGUACAAAUGUUGAAAACUAUUCAUUUGGGAUGUUUAUGGGUCGUCCAUUUAAUACAGAUGAUUUAAAUUAUGGAUUGUUUGUUAUAUUUUUCACAAUAAUUAUUACCAUUGCCAUGAUUUAUGGUGCCAUCAAAGGAAAACCUAAGAUGUUAAUUCCAUUCUUUUGUAUGCAACUCUUUGAUUUAUUCGUGACUAUAUUGUCAGCUUUUGGAUAUCUAUGUUAUUUACCAGACUUCCAACGUCUCAUAAUCCGUACCGAAUCUCAAUAUUUGCCUAGUGGUAUUACAUCAGUAAAUCCAAGAUUUAUGUCAUUUAUAGUCAUUUUUUCUUUGUGUGUUACAAUAAUAUCCAAGGGAUACUUUGUUGGUGUAGUUUGGAGUUGUUACAAGUAUCUGACACUAAAAAGAAGUUCAGCUCAACCAACUAUUCAUUACAUAGAAUCAAACUUUGUUGUUCAGAAUCUUUUACGUCCAGACUAUGAUUUUAAUAUGAAAAAGUUUCCUCCUCCACCGCCUUCUUAUGCUGUUGCUGUUGGAGAAGAUAAUGCUACCCAUCCUGAUGUACCCCCACCAUCCUACAGUACUACUCAUUAGAGCCUAAUUCAAGAAGAUGAUAUUAUUUAUAGUUUCAUAACAUGUUUUUAAUUUACCUAACAUUUGAGUAUAAAAAAAUACAUACAAAUAAUAAAUUACUUAUCAGUAUAAAACUACUAUAAACUAGUCCCCUUGGAAGACUGGAAGUAAUUUGCUAUGGAAACCAAUAGAUAAGAACGCUAAAUCAAAUGUUAAACUCAUAUUAUUCUUAUAUACAAAUAAAAUCUAUUGUUACUUAUA
Aphis gossypii (cotton aphid) is the source of this 1506-nucleotide messenger RNA. RefSeq names its product lysosomal-associated transmembrane protein 4A. NCBI's taxonomy places the organism in Eukaryota, Metazoa, Arthropoda, Insecta, Hemiptera, Aphididae. The record is from RefSeq and is a predicted model, not a curated record. The transcript has 6 exons. Gene Ontology annotation, cellular component: lysosomal membrane. The coding region runs from base 319 to 1266 and encodes 315 amino acids.